CCACUGUUUUCUUCCCAUCACAAACAAAAUGAAGGUAGCCGUUCUGAUCACAACUAUCUUAGGACUUGCUUUGGUGGAAGCCUAUCCCCUGCCAGGAGUUCCUCCCUCCCGUGGCAAAUAGAAUACUAAAUUGUAAAUAAACCAUGUCCAAAUAGAAAAGCGUAAUCUAAAAACUA
Molecule: messenger RNA, 176 nt
Organism: Drosophila elegans
Lineage: Eukaryota; Metazoa; Arthropoda; Insecta; Diptera; Drosophilidae
Exons: 1
Coding region: 29-121 (30 amino acids)
Source: RefSeq, a predicted model, not a curated record